Molecule: messenger RNA, 259 nt
Organism: Amoebophrya sp. A25
Lineage: Eukaryota; Dinophyceae; Syndiniales; Amoebophryaceae
Source: the annotation of a GenBank genome assembly
AUGUCGAUGAAGCGCGUCGUCGGGAAACUUCGACAAGCUGUGAAGACGCAGAGGUCUACAGGCGGCUCACCUGCGCAAAGCUCGCCUCCAUUUCUUGCCAAUGCUGCGUCUGCCGUAAUAGCCUCUCGACGGCAGGGACACCAAGAAGGAAAUCAGAAUGCCACUCCUGACGGACGACGGGGUCCCGCGACCGCUGCACCCCCGACGUCGGGAAGAACGCCGCGUCAAGGCAGUAAGCAGAGUCAUCUGGGUCUGUCGC